Molecule: messenger RNA, 2270 nt
Organism: Agelaius phoeniceus (red-winged blackbird)
Lineage: Eukaryota; Metazoa; Chordata; Aves; Passeriformes; Icteridae
Gene: SYNC
Product: syncoilin, intermediate filament protein
Cellular component (GO): intermediate filament
Source: RefSeq, a predicted model, not a curated record
CCGCAGCUGGCACUGCAGGCGGUGGCCGGGGGGAAGCGGCUGCUCGGGGAGUCUGAUUUCCAGCGCUGUUUAUUAAUAACCCCUCUCCGCCCCAUGCUCAGCCCAUGUGCAGCGCAGAGCCGGCGGCGCUGGGCUCCAGGGGAGGAAGGGACCUGAUGGCACAGCCCGAGCCCCCUCCAGAGCUGCUGCUGGAUGAAGCCAGAGCAUCCCCAGCCCCGCAGGGAGCAGCUGAAGGAGCUGCUCCACACUCAGAACGUCCUCACAGCCCGUUGGACCCAGCAGGGAAUGGAUCUAAACCCCUGCACAGGGGCAGCCCAGACUCCAGGCAGGAGCUGCAGGCUGCCAGCAGAGAUCCUUCCUUGGAGAUGAGCACACCAGGAGCUCAGCUGGGUGAGGGUGCAGCCGGGGCUGGGAUCCCGCUGGACAUGGAUGCAGAUGGGACAGGAAUCCCACUGGACAUGGAUGCAGAUGGGACAGGAAUCCCGCUGGACAUGGAUGCAGACGGGGUAGAGAUUCCACUGGACGUGGAUGAAGGUGGGACAGGGAUCCCAGUGGAUGAGGGUACAGCAGGAAUUCUGCUGGAUGUGGAUGAAGGUGGGACAGGGAUCCCAGUGGACAAGGACACAGCAGGAAUUCCGCUGGACGGGGAUGAAGGUGGGACAGGGAUCCCACUGGAUGAGGAUACAGCAGGAAUUCUGCUGGAUGUGGAUGAAGAUGGGACAGGGAUCCCACUGGCCAUGGACACAGACAGGGCAGGGAUCCCAGAUGAUGCAGAUGGGGCAGGGAUCCCGCUGGACAUGGACACGGAGGGAGCAGGCGGCCCUCUGGAUGCUGAUACCACAGAGCACCGAUGCCUGAGCCUGGAAGAGCUGGGGAAUUAUUUCCAGGAGUGCAUCGAGGUGGUGGAGCAGCUGGAGAGGGAGAGGGACCGGCUGAUCUCGGAGCUGGCGCAGCUGCGCGAGCCGGCGCUGCAGGAGAUCCGCCAUGCCCACGAGGAGAUCCAGGCUGCCUGCAGGCUGCUGGCCAAGGUGGAGCUGGAGAGGGACAACCUGCGCGAUGAGAUCCGCCAGAUCAAGCAGAAACUCUUCAGGGUGACCAAGGAGUGCGUGGCCUGCCAGUACCAGCUGGAGAGCCGCAGGCACGACCUCUCCCAGCACGCCGCCUACCAGGGCGAGCUGCAGAGCCAGGCGGGGCAGCUCUCGGGGGAGCUGUCCCAGCUGAAGGAGACCUGCGAGAAGGAGAAGGAAGUUCUGAGGCAGCGCCUGGAGGCUCCUCCCUGCCGCCAGGACAACCUGUACCUGCAGGAGAGCCGCAGGCUGUCGCUGGAAUUCGAGAGCUUCGUGGCCCAGAGCCGGCGGGGGCUGGAGGAGCACUACGAGCCGCAGCUGCUGCGGCUGCUGGAGCGGCGAGAGGCCGGGGCCAAGGCUCUGCAGGAGAUGCAGGGGGAGAUCCAGGGCAUGAAGGAGGCCCUGAGGCCCCUGCAGGGUGAGGUCAGCCGGCUGAGGAUGCAGAACCGCAGCCUGGAGGAGCAGAUCGUGCUGGUCAAGCAGAAAAGGGACGAGGAGGUCGGGCAGUACCGGGAGCAGGUGGAGGAGCUGGAGGACAGGCUGAAGGAGCUCAAGAACGGCGUCCAGCUCCAGCAACGCAAGAACCAGGAGCUGGAGGAGCUCAGGACCAGCCUCCAUCGGGAGCUCUCCAUCUACAAGAGCUGCUUAGAAAUCUACGGCCACCUCUGCAAAUCGGAGGAAAAAGCAGAGCAGGACUCUUAGAGCCACAGAAUUUUCCUCUUUGUAGCAAAACCCAACGGCCAGAGGAUCCAAGGGACUUCUCCUCGUGCUGCUUUACCCUGCCUGAUGUGCAGCAGCCGCCUGGAGCUGGGAAUUCCAAUCCUUUCCCUGGGUAUUUCCCCAGGUGCUGCUGCUGCUGCUGCUCUUGUAGUCAAAGUGCUUUUCCCCAGAGGAGCAGAGCAGACAAUCCUGGUACUGAACAAAGGAUAUGGAUGAGGAGUAACUGAUUGAUGGUUUUGCUGUGUUUGGGAAAAUGUUGAGUUGUUCAAGCCUGCACGGAAAGUUCUGGGAGCUGGUGUUAGGAGGGGUUUGACUUUUACAGUUUACAUGCAAGAGAAGCUCUCUCCUUUGAAGAGGAUUUUCUUUUGUAUUUCAAGAGUUUCUGCUGUACUGGGAGAUGCUCCACAGAAAUGAGGUGGUGGGGAAGAGGUUUCCACUUUAUAUCGAGUCUCACACUGAAAAUAAAAGGUCAGAGUUUAAGGA